Messenger RNA from Biomphalaria glabrata, 3078 nucleotides. Its product is annotated as ran GTPase-activating protein 1-like. Gene Ontology annotation, biological process: activation of GTPase activity; nucleocytoplasmic transport; signal transduction. Gene Ontology annotation, cellular component: perinuclear region of cytoplasm; cytosol; nucleus. The transcript is spliced from 17 exons. Lineage: Eukaryota; Metazoa; Mollusca; Gastropoda; Planorbidae. The record is from RefSeq and is a predicted model, not a curated record. Gene Ontology annotation, molecular function: GTPase activator activity; small GTPase binding. Bases 81 to 1781 code for a protein of 566 amino acids.
UCUGGAUUUAUACUCAAUUUUUGCUUUACCCACGGUGUUUUGUUUAAAUUUGUUUUAACAACAUCAAGAACUAUUGCAAAAUGACCACUAUAGACGAUGUUACAAAAUCACUUGCAAAAGCUACAGUUAGUCCUAAAUUUGAAUUGAGUUUCAAAGGAAAAGGAUUAAAAUUGAACACAGCUGCUGAUGCAAAAGAAAUUGUACAAGCCAUUAAAAAAUGUGAUCAUCUAACUGCAUUGCGUUUGGAAGGAAACACUGUGGGUGUGGAUGCUGCUGAAGAAAUUGCAAAAGCUCUUGGGCAUCAUCCAGAAUUUGAGAGGGCACAUUGGAGUGAUAUGUUUACAGGGCGAUUGAAAACAGAAAUACCAAUUGCUUUAAAACAUUUAGGGGCAGCCAUUAUAGGUGCCAAGUGCAGAUUGGUUGAAAUUGAUUUGAGUGACAAUGCCUUUGGUCCAAAUGGUGUAGUAGGCUUGAUUGAUCUUCUUAAAAGUGAAAGUUGUUAUAGUCUGCAGGAACUGAGACUCAAUAACAAUGGUCUCGGCAUUGGUGGAGGCAAGAUGUUAGCAGACUGUCUUACAGAGUGUCACAAAAGUAGUGUUGCUGCGGGUCAGCCACUGUCAUUGAAAAUUUUCAUAUCAGGAAGAAAUCGUCUUGAGAAUGAGGGGGCAACAGCUUUGGCAGCAGCCUUUAAGGCAAUAGGUACCCUUGAGUUUCUGGCAAUGCCUCAGAAUGGAAUUAAUCAUCCUGGUAUCUCAGCUCUUGCUGAUGCCAUUGCAGCCAAUCCCAAGUUGAAACAUUUGAAUCUCAAUGACAACACAUUCACUGCUAAAGGAGCAGAAGCGAUAGCAAAGGCAUUACCAAAAGUUGAAAAUUUAGAGGUGAUCAAUUUUGGUGACUGUUUAAUCAGAACAGAAGGUGCAAAGGCUAUUGCUGAUGUGCUAAGAAAUUCUCACAAAAACCUAAAGGAAUUGAUAUUGAGUGGAAAUGAAAUCAACAAAACUGGUGCUAUUGAUAUUAUUGAAAGUUUGGAGACAAAGGAAUUUCUUGAGAAAUUAGAUUUAGAUGCCAAUAACUUUGGAGAGGAAGGAUGUGAAGAUAUUAAAUGUAUGGUUGAGUCAUUGGGCUUUAAGGAUGUCUUGGGCUCACUAAGUGGUGAUGAAGGUUCUGACGAUGAAGAAGAUGGUGAAGAUGAAAAUGAAGAGGAUGAAGAAGAAGAACCUGAAGAAGAUGAAGAAGGUGACAUUAGUACAGAUGUGAAACUUCAAGUGAAAGGAACAGCAAUCACACCAAGUAAACCUCAGAUCACUGCCAAAGAUUUUCUAGCCUUCCCUUCACCUACAAAACUUCUUCAACUUGGUAACAGUGGAGCAGAUUCUCUUUUACAAGAACUAGGGACCAAUGCCAAAGAGGCAGAGAAAGUGGCAGAAAUGUUUACAAAAGUCUCAGUUGUUGUCUCUAAAGAGGAUGAAGCUAAAGCCAAAGCUUGUGAAUUAGCUGAUAAGCUGCUUCAGAAUUUGUUGAAUCAAGAUCCAAAUGCUGGGGUGAAAGUGGCUAAUGCUAUUCUUGUAUGUCUUGGCUUGUUAAAGGGAGAAGACAAAAAAUACAAGCCCCCAGCUAAAAUUGAUGGAGCUUUAUUGGUAUUAGACCAUGUGGUCAGACAAUCUUACUUCCCAAAGCUUGCUAGAGACAUAAUUCAGAUUUUUGUCAGCAAGCCACACCCUACAUUGGAUAAAAUACCUGAAAUCAGACACAAGUUGCUGCAGACAUUGUAUGCAUUUUAAAUAAGGAUUAAAUUGGAAAAAAAACAUUUUAACAUAGAAAUAAAUGUAUGAAAAAAUCUUGAAUUUGCUAGAAUUUUGUUUUAUACAUUUGUUAAAUACAAGUCAAAAUCUAUUUGAAAGUGUUUUUUUUUACUUUGCAUCAAGCUUUUCAAAAGCAGUCAUCUUAUAUUUGUACUUGUUGCUGCUACAUUUGCUGGUAUUGUUGGAUGUAUAUACUUAUAGUUAAACAAUUUUGGUUGUACUUUAAUUUUCAUUUUACUCACCUCAUUCUUUGUAUUAUUUAGAAUAAAAAAUGCUAGGUAUAAUGCCAGUAAAAUAUUUUGAACAAAAACACUAUGUCACAAUCUUGUUUAGAGAGUUUGUUGUUCACGCUAUUUUUUACUUCUUUGUCUUACAUCUGAAAGUUCUGAUGUUUCUCUCUAUAAAUACACAGAAGAAAGUGUAGAACACAGUUUUUCUUGAGUUAAAUUUCAAUACAAAAAUUAUUCCUUCCAUGAAUAAAAUUCACAAAAAAAGCAAAAAUUAUUUGUACAGAUCAUAUGAAUAGUAUAAUUGCUUGAAUGACAAAUAAUAUUAUUAUUGCGUAAAGCAAAAUUAAUAAUUGCUGAACAAGAGACUAAUGACCAAAAACCAUGUCUCUCAAGACUUCUAGACAGUUACAUAUUUGUUUUCCUCCAACCUUUUUGUGUCCCCUUCUUACUUAUUAGCAUAUUUUUCUUUAAGGACUUACAGCAGAAGAAUAUGAUCCUCUACAUGCACACAAAUCUUUGACCCACAUUACCAACCCAUCUCUUUCUAACUUGUGCAUUAGAGUGUGACACACUUCAAGGAUUUUUUAUAUUUUUUUUUUACAACUGAUAGAAUGGUGUAAACGUUUGUUUCAAGCUAUAUGUAUAUUAAAAAAACAAACUAAAGUGAAGACAAUAUGAUCUUUUAUUUAAAACAACACAGCAAAUCAUCAACAGUAUAGUAUAUAUAAACUAACAAUUCACAUAAGGAAGGCAAUAUAGCAUAUACCUGUAAUUCAUAAAUGGCCUACAAAAUGAUACAAAGUGAGUUUAGCUUGUGAAUUGAGUAAUAAAUACCAAAAUACCAGUACAUAUACAUAUAAAUCAUUUCUAACACCAAUGAUCAGGUAGUCUGUUAUUUUUACUAACAUUUUUUAAAGGUUGUGUUUGAAACCUGUAUCAUCCCCUCCCUUUCCCAGAUUAACAUUUUAGAAUCAAUGUAAAUCAGUAUUUUCCAAUUUUAAAGUUUUUGAUGUGAGAAAAAUUUGGCCAUGUUGGUGUUUGUAGAA